Sclerotinia borealis F-4128 is the source of this 780-nucleotide messenger RNA. Lineage: Eukaryota; Fungi; Ascomycota; Leotiomycetes; Helotiales; Sclerotiniaceae. The record is from the annotation of a GenBank genome assembly.
AUGUUAUCAGAAAGUGAGAGCGGAUCGACUAUUAGAAUCAUAUCUCGCAUCGGAAACCAAGUUACUGUCGCUAUACCCCCAGGAGAAAUAUCAAUGCAAACUGUUGUGGAAGUUCAUGCUUGGGAAGUCCAGCUCAAUGCUGAUUACUAUGCCCAAAUUGCUACAUCAAACUCCUCUGUGACUUCCGAGAUACGCCUGGGAGAUGACGUAGAACAUAUGACAGAUUAUCCGCUAGUAAUUUGGGGCUUUGAAGAUGAGGCGGAAGAUGAGGGGGAAGAUGAGGAGGAAGAUGAGGAGAGAGAACUUACAAAUCGAGAAGCAGAAGCUAUGCGUCAUCGUAGACGACGCUUUCUUGUAGCCUUGAGAUUUGCACACAACUGGGAAACUAGUAAUGGAAUCAGACUCGCUGUUCCGAGACAGGGGCUUGAAGAAGCAAGUACCAGUUUGUCGCACUAUACUCGGUUCUCAAACGCAUUGCGUGAUUAUCUUGCCGCAAAUGAAGACUUCAUUUCGGCUCUUGCCUAUGAUUAUAGAAGUGAAGCCGUCGAUGCACUCUUAAUCCCAGUACCCAUUGAUGAAACGCAAAGAGAGUCGGAGCCAUGUCCUAUCUGUCGAGAGAUCUAUGGUGAAAAUACAGAGAAUGGCAUCUCCCACCAAGCAUGUAUGCUGCCAGAUUGUAGACAUGUGUUCGGUAGGGCUUGUAUCAAUAUCUGGCUCGUACAACAGAGCAAAAGCACUUGCCCAAUGUGCCGCGCUGAAUUGAAUUUGGGUAUUGACUAA